Bicyclus anynana (squinting bush brown) is the source of this 5750-nucleotide messenger RNA. RefSeq names its product echinoderm microtubule-associated protein-like 1. The record is from RefSeq and is a predicted model, not a curated record. Gene Ontology annotation, cellular component: mitotic spindle. Gene Ontology annotation, molecular function: microtubule binding. The coding region runs from base 294 to 2930 and encodes 878 amino acids. The transcript is spliced from 20 exons. Gene Ontology annotation, biological process: microtubule cytoskeleton organization. NCBI's taxonomy places the organism in Eukaryota, Metazoa, Arthropoda, Insecta, Lepidoptera, Nymphalidae.
CGCUAGUAUCGCCAAAGCCGCUCGUGUGAAAGGACGUCACUUAGCUCGCGACUUUUUAAACUAAUUACGUUAAUGGAAUCGAUGUUUUUAAACUAGAAAAUCGUAAUUUAAGGACCUGUGAAGUGCUUUAUAGUGAAUAAUAAGUGUCAACAAGGUGUGCGUAAACUUAUUUGUGUCAACAUAAAAGUAUUCCCGUGAUUUUCAUGCAAAAAUCACGGAACAAUACUUUGAACGGAUUUGCAUGAAUUCUAUUGGUCUUUCUAGAGUUGCGAUGCAGUCCUGAUCCCGGCGUGAUGAUGAGGCUCGAGGCGUCCGACACCCAGCACCGCUACCACAACCUGCUCGACGAUGACCAUGCCAAUGAAAUGCUAGAGAGCGAGGGUGCGGGGCUGGCGACACGCGUAGCUGAACUGGAAGUGCGGUGCUCUCGCCAGGCGGAGGAGCUCCUGUGUCUGCGGUCCACCCUUGCUGAUGCUUUGCGAAGACUCAACGCGCUGGAGGGCAGAGCGCCCACCACGUCCGGUGCACAGCGGAAUGGAACUUACACAGGAAACACAGGCACUCCGACUCGCGAGCUGAGGAUCCGCCAACCUUCCUACAGAGAAAGCGUCAAACGUACCUCGAGCUACGGUUCCAGCGCCUCCUCUCUCUCACAAAGACGCGGUCCCCAGCAUCAAUCGACGGGGUCGCUACAGUCGGACUCGCCAGCGUCCUCCUCCUCCCUGUCGCCCGCCCCCUCCCCCUCGCCACGCGCCACGCCCGCGCCGCACACCACACACACAGUACAACCUUAUAGAUCUCGCAAUAACUCCACGUCGGCGUCGAGUCGGCAAGACGUGGCGUCGCCCGCGCCGGCCGCCAACAGCCUCACCAAGAGAUGGAACUCCACGGGAGACUUCAACACACAGGGUCUGCUGCCCAGCACAAGGUUUACGACGACCAAGUCGUUACUAAAUUUAUAUUCAAAGCAAUCGACGCAAAAUGGACCAAUUUUGAAACACGGUACCCACACCUGCCAGUACAAUGAAGAGGACGGCUCCAUGCGGAUGUUCCUCCGCGGCCGGCCCGUGGUGCUGUACGCGCCCAGCGACCACGACAACCUGGACCCCGGCAAGGUCGCCCCGCCACCGCAGAACAAGCUCAAGUUAGAAUGGGUCUACGGAUAUAGAGGCAAAGACUGUCGCAGCAAUCUGUACCUGCUGCCGACAGGCGAGAUUGUGUACUUCGUGGCGGCGGUGGUAGUGCUGUUCAACGUGGAGGAGCAGUGCCAGCGCCACUACACGGGCCACACGGACGACGUCAAGUGCAUAGCGGUGCAUCCCAACAAGCUGGUCAUAGCCAGCGGACAGUGCGCCGGACACGACCGACUCGACGCUAGGCCUCACGUGCGAGUAUGGAACUCAGUGUCGCUGGCGACGCUGGCAGUCAUAGGCGCCGGGCAUAUGGAGCGCGCGGUGGCGUGCGUGACGUUCUCGCGCGCAGACGGCGGCGCGCUGCUGGCGUGCGUGGACGACGGGCCCGACCACACCAUCUCCGUGUGGGAGUGGCAGCGGGACAAGCACUGCCUGGCCGAGACCAAGUGUUCAGUGGACACCGUGGUAGCGGCCGAGUUCCACCCGCUGGAACGCAACCAAAUCGUGACUUGCGGGAAGAGCCACAUCGCUUUCUGGACCCUGGACUCGUCCAACGUGCUCUACAAGCGUAUGGGAGUGUUCGAGACACGAGACAAGCCCAAAUACGUCACGUGCCUUGGAUUUAAUCAUAAUGGAGACGUAAUCUCGGGCGAUUCCAAUGGCAACAUCAUAGUGUGGGGCCGCGGCACCAACACCAUACAGAAGCUGGUGCGAGGAGUGCACGAGGGCGCCGUGUUCAGCCUGUGCAGCCUGAAGGAGGGCGGCGUGGUGACGGCGGGCGGCAAGGACGGCCGGCUGGUGCUGUUCGACGCAGAGCUCAACGCCACCGGCAUGGAGAAUGUGAUUGAAGGCCACUACGGCGGGGUGCGGGUAGUCGCGGAAGGCAAGGGUCGACAACUGUUCGUCGGCACUACGAGGAAUUGUAUCCUGCACGGAGACUUGGAGCUUGGCUUCGUACCAGCAGUACUGGGUCACGUGGACGAAGUGUGGGGUCUGGCCGCGCACCCGUCGCUGCCGCAGUUCGUGUCGGCCGGUUGGGACCGCCUGCUGCAGCUGUGGGACGGCCUCAGCCACUCCACCGUCUGGAGCAAGGACAUUGAGGAGCGCGCGCACUGCGCGGCGUGGUCAGGCGACGGCUCCGUGAUCGCCGUGGGCUGCGCCAACGGCCGCUGGCUGGUGUACGACCCGCACUCGCGCGACCUCAUGGCUGCUCACCAGGACGGCACGGAACCAAUUCAAACGAUCCAGUACUCUCCCGACAAUCAGUUCGUAGCCAUCGGAUCUCGGGACAACUUCAUCUAUGUGUACCAAUCCGACGGGAACGGAACGAAAUACUCCAGAAUAGGGAAAUGUCUCGGCCACUCCAGUUACAUCACUCACCUGGACUGGUCGGAGGACAGUCAGUACUUGCGGAGCAAUUCAGGAGACUACGAGCUUCUAUUCUGGAACGCGACCACUUGCCGCCAGGUGACGUCGCCGACGUCGCUGCGGGACGCUGCGUGGGCCACCAACAACUGCCCCAUCACCUUCAACACGGUGGGCAUCUGGCCCGAGAACGCUGACGGCACCGACAUCAACUCUUGCACGAGGUCGCACGACGAGCGGCUGGCGGCGACGGGCGACGACUUCGGGAAAGUGAAGCUCUUCGCGUACCCCGUCACCCAGCCCAAGUCGCUGUGCCAGGCGUACGGCGGCCACUCGUCGCACGUGACGUGCGUGCGCUUCCUGCCCGACGACACGCGCCUGCUGUCUGCCGGCGGCAACGACGCCGCGCUCCUGCAGUGGCUCGUCGACUAGACGCACUUGCACGCACACGCAACACGCGCACGCAACAAGCACACGCAACAUGCGCACGCAUUAUAUGUACCUACACGCAUUACACGCCGCAAUUAUACUACUCGCUCGAACCGCUUCAAGUCGUAACUCGGACGCAAAACCGACAACGGUCGGAAGUUGAGCGAAGCUAGAUGAAGUUGCACGAAGAAGUUAUUGCCUACAUUAUCGUUUUCGAUUGACUUCAAUCAAUUUCGCGCCUCGCGUGUAGUACAUUGGACACGUACGCCUAGGGUUGCCAAAAAUUCUUGAAAAAUGCAAUUUGCUAAUAAAUAUAGUUUUUAUAAAGUUAAAACAACAAAUUAUUUAAUUUUAAAUUAUCUUUGUCUAUUAUUUGCUUAUUCUUUAAAACACUAAUACUUUUUUUAAGGGUGAUAUUUUUACAUAUUAAAUCUUAAAGAAUACGCCCUUCACAGGCGCUAGAAAAUAUCAAUAGUCUUUUUAAAUUGCUUUUAUAUAGCUAGGUAUCUGCAAAAAAUACACUUUAAGCGAGUUUGUACUUUGAUUUCUAAAAGCAAUUUUCAAAUUACAUAAAAUUGUAUCAACAUAAAUUCUUGUAAAAAUGAAUAUACGCCACCUUACAACAAGAGUAAACAAAAUUUGUGAGACAAUUCCGCUAAAACGAUACUAUGUAAAAUCAAAUAUGUGACUGGAUAGGUACAAAAAAAUCGCAAACGCGUUCAGAGUCACGAGGCAGUAUUGUAUCAAAGCGAUCUGAUUGGUAGCAAACUGGAGCUAUAUCCGCGUUUAUUAAAUAAGGAAUAAGGAUAAAUAAAUAAAUUUGGCUUAUUGUGAAGCAAGAUUUUUUUAAUUUAACAUUUCGUUAGUGUGUUUUAAAAAAAACUAAUUUUGUAAGGUUUCACAUGAAAUGUAUAAAAAAUUGUAGUUAAUAAAAAAAAUCGAGCAAUUACGAGCCAUUGUCUGUGAAAAAUGUUAUUGUCUACACGGAAAAAAUGUACAAUUAAAUGUACAAAUUAUUUUAUUUAGUAGUACAAACGAUUUUUUUUAAUAUUCGGUACAUUUUAGAUUUAUGCAACAAAUGUGUGUUAUAUUUUUAUUAUAUUACUAAGUUUUUCACGCGGCUACGCCUGCAUUGAUGCAUGGAAAUACAAACCUUUAAAAAUUUCAUAAAUGAUACAAAAUAAUCAACAAAAAAAUAUAAAUAGGUUAACGUAAUAAUCCAUAAAAUUGUAACCAGGUACCAAUUCAAAAUUUCAAAAGAUUUUUGUAUGGGUAGCUAAUUUUUCAAAAUUGCCACUGGUCAUAGACAACUAAUCUACGAACCUCAUACAACUGUAUGCCUGUCUUACUAAUAUGGUGCUUCUAAUGGUUUUGGGAUAUAUAAAACCUCAAGAGGCAACCAAUAUAAAAGUGGCCUAGUAAUAAAAAUAAAAAAAUAAUGUGUACUUUUUUAAUUUAAUUUUAAUUUUUAAUUUUUAAAAACUAGAUAUUUAUAAAUUUUACUUAGGCCAUUUUUGUACUGGUUUAAAAAUAUACAUUCAGAUAUUUACUCAAAUAAACCGCAACCAUAUUACAUUUAAUUCCUAUCACCCAAUUAAUUAAUUAUUAUUAUUAUUAAAGAAUACAUUUUUUUUAUAUAAUAAUAUAGUGUUGAUGUUUAUUUUGGCUGGAUUGUGUGGUUGUGAUAGAAAAAGGGUCUGAACGUGGUAUAAAAUAUAAUAUAAAAAUCGCAAUCCGUCGAAUUAUGCUUAAAUAAUUUAGUAUUUAUAUUGUGGCAACACUGAUAUAAUAUUUUAAUACAUUUUACACUUAUAACACUGUGAAUAAAGUUUAGCUUUUUAAGCUGUUUUAAGCGUAUUUUAUGUUGAAUUUUUGAUGUAUGUGGCACAUUUUAAUCUGUAUUAUUUAUUUACUAUGCCAAGCUGAUCAAAUGUUUUUAAACUAGAUUAAGUUUUAAAGCUAAUUUUUGUUUUAUUUCGCUUUGUUUAUGGAAAAGGAAAAUUAAGAAUUGCAAAUUUAUGGUAUAAUGUUUUUUUAUGCACGCAGUCAAUACCAUGCAUAAAUAGAUGCUCUUAGAGAGAAAUAGACUUUCAACCAAUGGCGUUGGGACGAAAGAGAUCGGAGUGAGUUUUGUCUAUUUGCCUUUAGUUGGUCGCAUGUUAGCACUUCUAAAGUACCUUAAAACAGAAAACUGUGAACGUCAGUAGUUAUUGAGGAGAGCAAUUUAGAAUUUUUAAAAUGGCCUAAUACAAUUAUUUCAUCGCACAAAUUCACAUUUUAUAUUAUUUUUCUUUUCCAUAAGCAAACUAUUUUUUUUAUUGAUAUUCACGCUUGUGGUCUUUCAUUAUUGGUCUUGCACGUAAGACUCUUAUCUUAGAUCUUUUAAAAACUAAGAUAAAUAUAAAAUCUGUUGUUGAAUGAAAGAGUAACCCGUGCUAAAGACGUUCAGUUUUAACCACGCAAAAAAUAACUGUUAAAUCGUCCGUCAGUUUUAACUGUACAGUUUUUCUCUAAUGAUUUUGAUUGAAAUUUCGAUUAAAUAAAACUGAACGUCUAUAGCGGGGGUUAGAUGGAGACGAAAGCGCAAGUAAGUUUACACUAAGAAUAAUUAUUAAUUAUUUGAAUGGCAACAUUUAGUUUUAAUCAUUUUAAGUUUUUAUUAGUAACCUAGUCACGGAUUUGUAGUUUCAUUUGAAUGUUCACGUUAAUUUUAACUCUCAUCUUAGAUAAGCACUAAUGAGAAUAUGUUUGUUGUAUAUACGCGUAUAUGAGCGGUCACUACCGUAUGAAUGUGCCUCUAAUAAAAACGAUGUUUAUUGAAAA